Messenger RNA from Lolium perenne, 1137 nucleotides. Lineage: Eukaryota; Viridiplantae; Streptophyta; Magnoliopsida; Poales; Poaceae. The record is from RefSeq and is a predicted model, not a curated record.
AUGCCGUUGGACAGGGAGUGGGGCUUGCUUCCCCUGAGCUCCUCAAAUCCCCCAUCUGCUGACACCCGCACGCGCUUUCCCCGGAUCGACGCGGAGCCGUUGGCUCCUUACGAGAAGCGGGUAGCGGACGAGGAGGAUCCGGAUCCCUUCGUCGGGACAAGGCACAAGAUGGGCAGGACCCACACCUCGUGCCCCGAUCUGCCCUCAGCCAGCGCAAAACCUCAGGUCCUGGAGCAUGCCACGCAGCUGAUGGCCGAAGCCGGAAGUGAGUUUCUCGAGAAGCUCGCUUCCCAGGGCCAGAAGAACAAAGCUCUGGCGGCCGACGCCGGCUCAAGCCAAGCUCCUCCUGCCAAGCGCUCCCGGAGGGAGGUUGUCGGUGGGAAAGAGGUUACCACCAAGCACUACCGGAAACGGCAGAUGCCGGUUUCCUCCGGGCCCGCCCUCAAGACUACCAAGAGCGCCUCUGGCAUGAGGCCGGAACGCGCCGAGGACGCUCCCAGGCCCUCAUCUCCUCCUCAACCAAGUCCGGUACCAGUUGGUGCCGGCAAAUCUUCUGCCUCCCCUUUGGGGGGCAAAACAAGUUCGGGGUGCGCGGCCCCUAAAUCUCCUCAUCACCGCGCGGAGGAGGACCUUGCCUCCCCUCCAGAAAAACAAGACACCGGCGCCAACAACACCGGCGCCGGCACCGAAGAAGCCAGGCAGGCGGAACCUUUGGUUCCUCCUGUCCAGAAGAAGAAAAAGAAGGAUUCUACCCCCUCCCGCUCCCAGGCCGUGCCGGAAUCUUCCGCGCCGGCAAGCUCCGCUCCGGCAAAGGAUGCGCCGGAAGCUCCUGCGCCACCCAAGAUCUCGAUGCCUCCGCCGGCUGCUCCUUCCGGCAAGCCUGCUCCUGCUCCAUCCAAGGCUUCAAUGCCUCCACCGGCUGCCCCUACCGGCAAGCCUGCUCCUGCUCCCUCCUCCUUGGUGCUGCACACCAGCCGCGCCGCCUUGGUGGCCGGGGAAACGGCUUCAGCUCAGCUGGGCCGGAUUACCGAGCUCCAUCGCCAAGGAGCGGACCUUGGCCAUCUGCUUGAUUACGCUGAAAAGUGGAAUCAGGCAGACCUGACGCUGGCGACGCGCGGUGUAAUGUCCCAGGUUUAG